GCGGCCGGGCGCGGGGACCUGCGACGCCACCGCCAGAACCAUGACGGACGCCAGCAGCAGGAAAGAGGGCUUCAAAAAAUGCCGGAGCGCCACGUUCAGCAUCGAUGGCUACAGCUUCACCAUCGUUGCAAAUGAAGCUGGAGACAAGACUGCCAGACCACUUGCCCGCUUCUCCCGGUCUAAGUCACAAAACUGUCUGUGGAACUCCCUCAUUGACGGGCUCACGGGGAAUGUCAAGGAGAAGCCACGGCCAACGAUUGUCCAGGACCCUCGACCCCCGGAGGAAAUCCUGGCCGAUGAACUGCCUCAGCUUGAUAGCCCCGAAGCCUUGGUGAAGACAUCCUUCAGGUUACGGUCUUUGGUCAAACAAUUAGAGAGAGGGGAGGCUUCAGUGGUAGAUCUCAAGAAGAAUUUGGAAUAUGCAGCCACAGUGCUUGAAUCUGUAUACAUUGAUGAAACCAGGCGACUCCUGGAUACGGAGGAUGAGCUCAGUGACAUUCAGUCAGAUGCGGUGCCUUCUGAGGUCCGAGACUGGCUGGCCUCCACCUUCACGCGGCAGAUGGGGAUGAUGCUGAGGCGGAGCGAGGAGAAGCCACGGUUCAAGAGCAUCGUGCAUGCAGUGCAGGCUGGGAUAUUUGUGGAGAGAAUGUAUAGACGGACAUCGAACAUGGUUGGGCUGAGCUAUCCACCAGCUGUUAUUGAAGCAUUAAAGGAUGUGGACAAGUGGUCCUUUGAUGUCUUUUCCCUCAAUGAAGCCAGUGGGGAUCACGCACUGAAAUUCAUUUUCUAUGAAUUACUCACGCGUUAUGAUCUGAUCAGCCGUUUCAAGAUCCCCAUUUCUGCACUUGUUUCGUUUGUGGAGGCCCUGGAAGUAGGCUACAGCAAGCAUAAAAAUCCUUACCACAAUUUAAUGCAUGCCGCCGAUGUUACACAGACAGUGCAUUACCUCCUCUAUAAGACAGGAGUAGCGAACUGGCUGACGGAGCUGGAGAUUUUUGCUAUAAUCUUCUCAGCUGCCAUCCAUGACUAUGAGCACACCGGAACCACCAACAAUUUCCACAUUCAGACCCGGUCCGACCCAGCUAUUCUGUACAAUGAUAGGUCUGUAUUGGAAAAUCACCAUUUAAGUGCAGCUUAUCGGCUUCUUCAAGAGGAUGAAGAAAUGAAUAUUUUGAUCAACCUCUCAAAGGAUGACUGGAGGGAAUUUCGGACCUUGGUAAUUGAGAUGGUGAUGGCCACCGAUAUGUCCUGUCAUUUCCAACAAAUCAAAGCGAUGAAAACUGCUCUGCAGCAGCCAGAAGCAAUUGAGAAGCCAAAAGCAUUAUCCCUGAUGUUGCACACAGCAGACAUUAGCCAUCCAGCAAAAGCAUGGGAUCUCCAUCAUCGCUGGACCAUGUCACUCCUGGAGGAAUUCUUUAGACAGGGUGACAGAGAAGCAGAGCUGGGGCUGCCUUUUUCUCCUCUAUGUGACCGAAAGUCGACCAUGGUUGCCCAGUCCCAAGUAGGUUUUAUUGAUUUCAUCGUGGAGCCCACCUUCACCGUGCUCACGGACAUGACUGAGAAGAUUGUGAGUCCGUUAAUUGAUGAAACUUCCCAAACUGCUGGGACUGGACAGAGGCGUUCAAGUUUGAACAGUAUCAGUUCGACGGAAGCAAAGCGAUCGGGUGUCAAGAGCGCCGGCUCAGAAGGAAACGCCCCGAUCAACAAUUCCGUCAUCCCUGUUGACUACAAGAGUUUUAAAGCCACUUGGACUGAGGUGGUGCACGUCAAUCGGGAGCGAUGGAGGGCCAAGGUGCCCAAAGAGGAGAAGGCCAAGAAGGAAGCGGAGGAGAAGGCUCGCCUGGCUGCGGAAGAGAAGCAAAAAGAAAUGGAAGCCAAAAAGCAAGCUGAGGAAGAUGCAUCAGGCAAAGCUCCGAGUCAAGUCGGUGGAACGCGCCCAAACAAAAGUGACAACCCUCGUGGGAAAAACUCCAAAGCCGGGAAGUCAUCAGGAGAAAAGCAACAGAAUGGUGACUUGAAAGAUGGUAAAAAUAAAGCAGACAAGAAGGAUCAAUCUAAUGUCGGAAAUGAUUCAAAGAAAACAGAUGGCACAAAGAAGCGUUCUCACGGCUCGCCGGCCCCAAGCACUGGCUCCACAAGUCGCCUCACCUUGCCAGUCAUCAAGCCUCCUCUGCGGCACUUUAAACGCCCUGCUUAUGCAUCUAGCUCCUAUGCACCUUCGGUCCCAAAGAAGACUGAAGAGCAUCCUGCAAGGUACAAGAUGCUGGAUCAGAGAAUCAAAAUGAAAAAGAUUCAGAACAUCUCACAUAACUGGAACAGAAAAUAAUAGGUCAAGGGGAAGAGAGGGAGUGAAGGAAAGAGAGGCCCCCUCACCUGCCUCUCACCGCUCACCGGCUGCAGUGGGAUUGUCUCUAACACCCCCGGGAGCCUGUGGGGCUGUGCAAUCAAUGGUCUGCCCAUGAGGGCAAAGCGAAGGCUGUAUUUGAUUUUCCCCUUUGUUGUUCUGUUAUAGACUUAUCAGUUGCUAGAUUUGGGGGUCAAUGCAGACUCCAGUAGCAAACCAGUAAGAGGGUUGUCUCAUGUGGCUUUUAUUGGCAUAUAUCUUCCAAAGUCUAAAUUAGAUCAAAAUUAAAAUGAUACGACCUAUUCAGAAAAAAUGAAAUACCUCUCAUUGACACUAUUUUUAUCCCUGGAAUUUGACCUGCUCCCAUAACACUCUUAGUUUAAUAAUCAUCAUAUUUAAGAAAUGCACUUCUAAAAACAUCUUUUCAAUUUUAAAUGCAAUAUUUAAAAUUCAAGUAAACACAGGACUUUCAAAGUAAAUACACUCAAAACAAAAGUUGUGCUUCUGAAUGUAACAAUCUUAAAGGGAAAAGAAGACUGAUGAAUCAUUGUGUUUAUAGAUAUUUCUGAACUCAGGCUUCACAAAGCAGAUCCAAAUUAAAACUAAAGCCCCUUGUUCUGGUUCUUACUGUGUGCUUCAGGCCUAAUAGAUUUACUUAAGACCAUGAAAGUCUGUAGGAGGCGUGUUUUGGUUCUGCGUUCCUCUAAUUCUUCACUUUCACUCACAGUAGACAAAGCUAGAAAUCGAUGAGAUGCUCACGCCUCAGAGAUUCUGAGUUCUGGGGCAGGAGGGUGUAAAAUGCUGAACCUCAUUUGAAUUCCUUAUUUGAAGAUUUUUUUUUGCCAUAAGAUUGGAGAUGCCUUUAAGUUUAAUUUCAGAUCAUCUUCCUAACUGGUCACGUAUAUAAGUUUCAAACGCCAGAAACAGCGUUUGAUCCCUUCAGAAAUGGCCUGAUGCAGUGGAAAACUUUACGCUUGUUGUUACGCAGAUCUGAUCUCCAGUCCUGUCCUGUGUAUAACGAGUUGCAGGUCCUCGGUCUGAUGGCAUAAUCUUUGAAAGCUUUGCUUAACUAGAAAGUGGGAUUCAUAAUGUCCACUGUGCCUUUUGUGAUGACGGUUAAGGUAAUAUCAAUUCUAAUUGAUAUUGCUGAGCUUGAAAAGUGAUGGGGUCCAACAGAUGGAGCUAGGAGGAUUUUACAUCUAGGAAAAACUCUCCAGGUUCCCCCUCCCUAAAUACGCUCAUACAAAGAACAGACUGUGCCCUGAUGCCACAGCCUUUGGGGUCUGAGUGUAAAGGGUUUCGGGUCCUCUUCUUUCAUUCUUCAUAGUUCAUUUUCAGUAAACUACGGUUAUGCAAUUGAGCCAGUUCCGGAGUUUAGUGCCCAUCCUGCUAUUGAGCAAAUCAUUUAUAAUAUGCUUUGUGAUGGUAUCUCAGAGAAAUUUAAGUACUAUACAAAAAGGAAAAUAACUGUGACUUUGUGAGUGAAGCAAUUGUAAUUCUUAGCUCCCUGCUCAGUGCCUGAGCAAAAGGACCCUUUUGCUGAUAGCUUCUUUUCCACCUGGAUUAGGCUAACUCAAUGGGUAACUUCUGCCUGUUCAUAUACAGAUACCUUAGUGCUUUCUGCAUAGAGAUAUCUGGCCACACAAUGAAACUGCCCACGAGGUGGUGGCUGCCUUGCUACUCAAUGGAUUCUGGAGGAAAAAGGGGGUGCUGUAACAUAUCUAACUGAAAGUAACCUCGCAGGGUGAUCUGAUCAUAAUUCCUAACUGGACAGGUCAUGGUGGAUAGUCAUGCUCCAGGCACAUACUUCUUUAGUAAAAGGCUUAUCUUUACCUUAAGUAAGCCCUGUCUAUUGUUUUUGUGCAUCUAGGUUAACACACCUUUGAAAUGUCUUUUUCAGACCCCUCCGAAGGUAACCACCCACAAGAGGGCACACAAUCUCGUUAACUAGCCUGUAAUCCACUCUCGGCCUUGCUUUGUCCCACCUUCAUGUAAUUUUCCUCACUGCUCUCCUUAAUUCUAGACACACAAAAGAAACUGCAAACUGUCAUUCUGGGAAGCCUUGUUCUCAGUCUGUUGAUAUCUGCUUCCAGGCGCAUCCUCUGCUUGGCUCAAAUAAACUCAUAAAAAAUUUUUAGAAAAGUAAUUGUCGACAUAAUGUUCAAAGCUAUGGAAAAAUUUUAUGAGUUCUUAUAGCAAAGAAUCAGCCCACGAAUAAUGUCCCUCAUCUAAUCCUCAAUACCUUCAGUCUUAGGUACUGAGACUUCAGUGUGGCUGUGUUUUCUUCUCUGCGCAUCUUGAUAUUGGAAACUGUGAACCUGGAGAAAAAAUUUGGCUCCCUCUGUAUUCUUUUACUCCAAGAUGUUAUUUUUUUCAAUCUUUGCUAAUAUUUUAAUUGAGCAAAUGCACAGAUAUCAAGAUUCUGCAUUGCUUGUAAAAUGCCUACCAUGUUAUUUGCAUGAUGGAUUGUAUA
This is a messenger RNA of Pteropus alecto (black flying fox), 4817 nucleotides long. RefSeq names its product phosphodiesterase 1C (gene PDE1C). NCBI's taxonomy places the organism in Eukaryota, Metazoa, Chordata, Mammalia, Chiroptera, Pteropodidae. Gene Ontology annotation, molecular function: 3',5'-cyclic-nucleotide phosphodiesterase activity. The record is from RefSeq and is a predicted model, not a curated record. The coding region runs from base 41 to 2326 and encodes 761 amino acids. The transcript is spliced from 19 exons. Gene Ontology annotation, biological process: signal transduction.